Messenger RNA from Danio aesculapii, 1960 nucleotides. Its product is annotated as oocyte zinc finger protein XlCOF15. Lineage: Eukaryota; Metazoa; Chordata; Actinopteri; Cypriniformes; Danionidae. Gene Ontology annotation, biological process: regulation of transcription by RNA polymerase II. The record is from RefSeq and is a predicted model, not a curated record. The transcript has a single exon. Gene Ontology annotation, molecular function: DNA-binding transcription factor activity; RNA polymerase II cis-regulatory region sequence-specific DNA binding. Bases 2 to 799 code for a protein of 265 amino acids.
GAUGGUGAAGGAGGAGAGUGAAGAACUGAGUGAAGAUGAGGAGAAACAUCACGUCAAAACUGAAAUCGAAGCUCAGACAAAGACUGAAGAAAGUUUUAUACUGGAAAGAACAGCCGUGAAAUGUUUCCCCUGCACUCAAUGUGGAAAGAGUUUCAGCCACGAAUACAAUCUCAAGUAUCACAUGCAGAUUCACACCGGAGAGAAACCUUACAAGUGUUCAUAUUGCAACAAGAGCUUCAAUUGGUCAGGAAACCUGAACAAUCAUGAGAGGAUCCACACUGGAGUGAAAACACACAGAUGUGAUCAAUGUGGAAAGAGUUUCACAACACCGUCACAUUUUAGAGACCAUCAGAAGAUCCACACUGGUGUGAGAGAGUUCGCGUGCUUUGCAUGCAAUAAGAAUUAUUUCACAUCUGGAGACUUGAAAAAGCAUCAGAAGAUCCACACUGGAGAGAAACCGCAUGUGUGUUCACACUGCAACAAGAGAUUUACUACUUCAAAACAGCUGAAAGUACAUGUGAGGAUUCACACUGGAGAGAAACCGUACACGUGUACUCAGUGUGGGAGGAAUUUCACACAAUUAUCACACCUUAGAGCUCACACAAGGACACACACUGGAGAGAAACCGUUCGUUUGUUCUCAGUGUGGGAAUAGUUUCACACGAUCAUCACACCUCAAAGAUCACAUGAGGAUCCACACUGGAGAGAAAACACACAAGUGUGAUCAGUGCGACAAAACAUUUCUGAGGCCUUCACAUCUAAAGAAACAUCUUAGAGUUCAUACAAAGGAGAAGCCUUAGGGUGCACUCGCACUAUGAUAUCUGGGACGGGAGGGGGGACAGGCGUGCUUCGCCCUGGUUCAAGGUAACUGUACAUUGUGUGAGUACGCCCUUAUUCAUGCUCUGAUUUUGGAAAGAGUUUUACUCUGCAAUUCCAUGUUAAAGGGCACCUAUGGUGAAAAAUCUACUUUUAAAGCUGUUUGGACAGACAUGUGUGUAGAUGUAGUGUAUAGACUGUCAUAUUGGGGUGAUAAACACACCCAGUCCUUUUUUUUUUUUCCAAAUUUAACAACAUAAAAACGGUGGACCAAUUGGAGCGGUUUCCAGAUCGACUGCAACUUGGCGUAGGAGUGCGGUCCCCUCGCCCACCGAAUUGAUUGACAGCUGUGUGUAUUAACAUGUCCCGGUAGUCACGUGUAUAAUCAUAUCAACAAGACCAAGAAUAAAGUUCUUACUGUAGUAUUUCUCACAAAUGCGACGUGAGAUCUGCCUCCUGAGGCAGCCGAGGGCGACUACUGAGGCAUGUUGCUGACAGGCACGUGGAAACGGUGGCCCAGUACAAAAAAUCAGCAACCAAGUUUUACCGCCUAUAAUACAGACACUUCAGACAGCUAUGACAAAUACUCUGAUGGGUGUUUUGAGCUGAAACUUUACAGACACAUUCUGGGGACACAAAAGACUUAUAUUAAAUCUGAAAAAAGGGCUAACCUAGGUGCCCUUUAAAACGCAUCAGAAGAUUCACACUGGAAAGAAACCGUACACUCACUCAGUGUUGGAGGAGUUUUGCACGAUCAUCAACCCUUAAUGAAGAUCCACACUGAAGUGAAAAAGCUCAAAUGUGAUCGAUGCGGCAAGACAGUUUUUAGGCCUUACGAGCUUAAGAAGCACCUUGAUCUUCAUACUGAGGAGAAGCUUUAGUCCUGCAUUUAGAUCUGAGUGCUGCAUUCGAUACUAUAUGUUACAGUAUAUUGUUGGACAGACUUCACUCGUGGGUCUGUUGAUCUAGAACUGUCAAACUGGUUUACAUCGUAUCUUUCCGAGCGCUCUCAGUUUGUCUUUCUGUGUGCCAUUGCAUCGGGCUGUCCCACAGGAAUGCAGUGACAGUAUACACGUAGAAAACGUGAGGUUUUCAUUCAUACACUCAAUUUUUUAUAAACGAAUUAAAAGUGCUGCAUUCACAAA